GAGCAGUAUACUACGGUUUCGACAUGUUCAAGAGAAUCAUUCACCGUCCCGCGGUUCGCGGCAACAACAUCCUUAAGAAUCGCUGUAACUUCUCCCUCGUCUCAGUCCAUUCUACGUUUCCCGCGACAUUGUAUCGGCUUCAAUUCAAGCGCGAGUCCCAGCUCUACGAUAAAAAGCAGCAACAGGGGGAUAGUGAAGUUGACGAUGCCGUCAAUGUCUCCCAAGACGGACUGAUUUAUCCUGAGGUGUCUGAGUCGAUCUCGAACGGAGCGCUCUUCAUGCCUAACACAUUCUUCAUGCAAGAACUGACGCGAAUGUCCUUUGACUAUUACCUCGACAACCUAGCGGAUAGCCAGCCGUCUGCGGACCCUCACCUUCUGUGUAUCCCAAAAGACACGCCCAUACCGAGAACUCUGAUUCUCCUUCGCGAGCGGAAUAUCCGUAGUCGGUUCUCGCUUCAGCCAUCAUUUCCUAUGUCAUUGAACGACUUGAACAGUGCUUUGACCGACUUCUAUGCGAAAUACGGCACCCCAACUCCCGCAGAGAAGUGGUUGGUGGAGCAUGAAUACCACAAAUCUUCCGAUGACUCGAAGGAAGAUUGGAUGCAAUAUUGAAUUUACUGGCAAUUGAGGGUUGAAAAUCAUGGCAGUGCUGGGACACUUGUGGCUCACAUGGCGCGUAGAAGGUGCGAGAUAACCAUUGUAUGGACUCUGUCCUGUUGGGCUCAGCUGG
Aspergillus steynii IBT 23096 is the source of this 732-nucleotide messenger RNA. RefSeq lists its product as uncharacterized. Lineage: Eukaryota; Fungi; Ascomycota; Eurotiomycetes; Eurotiales; Aspergillaceae. The record is from RefSeq and is a predicted model, not a curated record. The transcript has 5 exons. The coding region runs from base 24 to 614 and encodes 196 amino acids.